Zophobas morio is the source of this 2055-nucleotide messenger RNA. RefSeq lists its product as uncharacterized. Gene Ontology annotation, biological process: protein deubiquitination. The transcript is spliced from 10 exons. NCBI's taxonomy places the organism in Eukaryota, Metazoa, Arthropoda, Insecta, Coleoptera, Tenebrionidae. Gene Ontology annotation, molecular function: cysteine-type deubiquitinase activity. Gene Ontology annotation, cellular component: cytosol; nucleus. The record is from RefSeq and is a predicted model, not a curated record. The coding region runs from base 505 to 2055 and encodes 516 amino acids.
CAGUAGAGCUCGAAGUAAUAUAAGUUCGUUGUUGACUGAAUCGAGCCACGGAAAAACCCAUUACUUAUUAUGUUCCUUAUCUUUAUAACAAUUUUUAUUUCUUUUAUUUUUUUUAUGAGAACACAUGUUUGACUAUAUACUCUUGCAUAGAACCCAGUUAAAAUACUACAGAAUGCUACCGAAAAUAAGAACGUGGUCCAGAGGGGGUUAGUGCGUUUAUGAGGUCGUUGACUACGCUUUUUCGAUGCAUUCAAUAUUUCGUAUGUCCACUGGCUCUGUAAAUAAAGCGGAUUAUAAUGGGUGCCAACAUUGGAAAAAUUCGGUGUGCUAUCGGUUAUUUAAAAAGCGAAAUUUACAUUUAUAAAAACGUCGCUCAAAUUUAUUACCAAGAGUUGUGAAGAGCAAGCUAGUUUGCAUGUAUGCCUAUAUUGCGGUUUUGUUGGCUGCUCCUCGUUUAGACAUAACUUUGCUCAUUUUGUUAAAAGUCCAACACAUGCUUUGCAAAUGUCCUUCGACGCCUCACUCGCUUUCUGCUAUUCUUGCGAUUCCGUUGUGUCCAUCUUGAGGAAAAAUGAACUUAUACGGGCACAAAAAUCUCUUAAAGUUUUCCUCAAAGGCUGGAAAUCUUCUCCAAAUAUUACUAUCACUUCUAAAAAUAGUAGCAGUUUUUUGAGUGUUGGCGAUAAUAAUGUGGUUAUUAGUAAUGAAAACCUACUAAACCUUGCUAAUAACAAAAAACCUACUGAUUUUUCUUUGGUUGGUUUGAAAAACUUGGGCAACACCUGUUAUUUUAAUUCCUUAUUACAGAAUCUUGCGAACUUGAGACCUCUCGUAUUCUACCUAACUUCCACGCAUGAAAAAGAUCUCUUGAUCCAAUCUUCCCCGCUCAGCAGCAUUGGGGAUCGCCCCGUAGGCGAGUUCACCAGCACCUUAUCUUCUUUCUUUAAACUCUUUUGUGACACUGCCAAUUGUAAAUCUGGUUUGCUUGAGUCGAGAGACCGUAUUAUCGAUCCUUCAAAGUUGUUUGGUUUAGUAGAGAAGGCUUCUUCUUACUUUAAGAAAAACCAACAGGGGGAUGCCCAUAAGCUCUUUCGACUUAUUUUAGAAUUGCUAAUCUCAGAAGAAAAACAGUCCCGGCUUAACAUUCUGAAGUCAUCUGACUCUACACAUCUUGAGAACUCUACUACGAGCUCACUUUCAACCCUUGUUGGCGCAAUCUUUGAAGGAAAACUGUUGCACGUGGUCAAAUGUUUAAGCUGUCACGAGGAAUAUUCGACUGAAGAACCUUUUUAUGAUAUUCACAUCUCUUUAUCGAAGGCUGAUCAUUUUGUUGAUAGAGGGACCGGCAGAAAAAAUUUUAUUAUUAAAUCUAAUAAAGCAAAAGGUAACGGUGUGUCUCGAUGCAGUGACUCUUCAGUAGUUCUUCCACUCUGUUCCUCUAUAGCAGCUGACAAGGCCGAAUCAGGUGGCAUAUCGCAGUUCUUUGUCCGCGAUCUUGAUGGCUCGCUGCUCACCAUUCGUGUAAAGGAUAACUACACGACUUCUGAACUUCAGAAAGCCGUCACCGAACAAAGAAAAAAACUUUUGUUUGAAAGAAACAAAAACUUUAAUAUGUCGUCUUCUGUCAACCUCUCUUUUCUCCAGUUGCUUAUUUCUAAUCAACCAACCUUAAAAACUUCGUCGCCCCUUGAUUUGUAUUGUUUACUCCGCCACUAUUUCAAAGUGGAAAAAUUGAGAGGGUGUAACCAAUAUGCAUGUUCAAAUUGUACUCGCGUACACCACAGUAGUAGUAGUAAAAGUGCGGAGUGGGAAGAUUCGAGUGAAAGUGUAAAAGCGGCUGAAGGGCAGCCGACCAUCUUAGUUGAUGCAGUUAGGCAGAGCGCUAUUCUGACCCUUCCACAUGUGUUGACUAUUGCGAUAAAACGCUUUGCUUUUUGUGAUGCUGACUUUCGAAAUUUUGUUCUUCUACUUGUAAAGUUCCUGCAAAAGAAAAUUCUUUUGGCGAAUACAGGCAUGCGACCCCCUCUAGUUGCCUUUAUAAAUUGCAGGGUGUGA